AUGAUAUAAGAGAAAACAUAGUUUUAAAAUCUAGAACAAUUUUUAAACUCUUUACCUUAAUUGCAUAAGGUGCUCCAUAUUAAUUUGAGGGAAAAUCUAAUUGAUGAUGAGGGUGUAUUGCGCUUAGGUUAUGGUUUAUUAAAGUGCCUUAGUCUUUCAAAUUUGACACUUGAUCUUUCUAAAAAUAAAAUUGGUUAUAAAGGUGCUUCAUUCUUAGGUAUUUGUUUAGGAGAAUGCAUUAAUCUCAAAAAUUUGACACUUUACCUGAGCAAUCAUUUUUUUUACAAAAAUCAAAAUUAAAUUGGUGAUGAAGGUGCAUCAAAAUUAGGUUUUGGUUUAGGAAAGUGCACUAACCUCUAGAAUUUGACACUUUAUCUUGACUACAAUAAAAUUGGUGAAACUGGUGCAUCAGGUUUAAGUUCUGGUUUAAGGAUGUGCACUAAUCUCUCAAAUUUGACAAUAAAUCUUGAAGAGAAUAAAAUUGGUGAAAAAGGUGCAUUAGACUUAAGUUCUGGUUUAGAAAAGUGCACUAAUCUCUAAAGUUUGGCACUUAAACUUGAGAUUAAUUAAAUUGGUGAUGAGGGUGUUAAACGCUUAGGUUCUUCUUUAGGAAAGUACACUAAUCUUUCGAAUUUGAAACUUUAUCUAAGGUACAAUAAUAUUGGUGAUGAUGGUGCAUCAGGUUUAGGUUUUGGUUUAGGAAAGUGUGCUAAUCUAUCAAAUUUGACACUUGAUCUUGGCAAUCAUUAUCAUAACCACUCUUCUAAUAAAAUUGGUAUUUAAGGUGGAUCAAGUUUAUGUUCUGGAUUAGGAAAGUGCUCUCAUCUUUCAAUUUUGACACUUGAUCUAAGCAACAGCAAAAUCUAGAAAUCAAAUUAAGUGAAAGCAAAAUGCCUCAAAUCAAAAAGAUUAGUUUUCUUAAAAAUAGAUUUGUGA
Messenger RNA from Tetrahymena thermophila SB210, 936 nucleotides. Its product is annotated as cyclic nucleotide-binding domain protein. Gene Ontology annotation, molecular function: protein binding. The transcript has 11 exons. The record is from RefSeq and is a predicted model, not a curated record. NCBI's taxonomy places the organism in Eukaryota, Ciliophora, Oligohymenophorea, Hymenostomatida, Tetrahymenidae.